Olea europaea var. sylvestris is the source of this 2322-nucleotide messenger RNA. RefSeq names its product patellin-3-like. The transcript is spliced from 4 exons. Gene Ontology annotation, molecular function: lipid binding. Lineage: Eukaryota; Viridiplantae; Streptophyta; Magnoliopsida; Lamiales; Oleaceae. The coding region runs from base 215 to 2029 and encodes 604 amino acids. The record is from RefSeq and is a predicted model, not a curated record.
GUAUGGACCCAUUUCUAGAGCUGGCAUAGAACCCUUAAUUGACAGACUGUUCAAGCCCAGUACUCCAAGAAAAUCGAAUCCACUUCAUAUAUUAAUUCCCCCCUUUCUUAUUUUCUCUUCAAAUCAUUUGCUGUUUUGCAAAGCUUCCAUUUUAUUUAUUUUUUUCUGUAUUGGUUUUCAAGAAAAUCUUGUUUAAUUUCUUGAAAUCGUAAUAAUGGCUGAAGAAACCAAGAAAUUGACUACUGAAGAGGUGGUGGUGUCUGAUGUUUGUGUGACGGAGACACCCACGAUCGCCGUUGUAGAGAAGGAAGCGCCACCGCACCCGGAACCUGAGGCAAAGAAGGUUGAGAAGCCGGCUUCGGAAGAGGUGGUGGAAGGUGAGAAAGAGGCUACGACGGUUGAAGAUGAGAAGAUAGCUGAAUCGGCUUCGUUUACGGAGGAGAGCAAUAAGGUUGAUGAUCUUAUUGAUCCACAAAAGAAAGCCUUGGAUGAAUUCAAGCAGUUGAUUCAAGAGGCACUCAACAAGCACGAAUUCACUACUCCGUCACCUCCGCCGCUGGCCAAGGAGGAGGAGAAGAAACUGGAGGAGAAAAAGGAGGAGGAGAAGAAACCGGAUGAGAAGAAGGAGGAGGAGAAGAAACCGGGUGAGAAAAAGGAGGAAUCAAAACCUGAAGAGAAGAAAGAAGAAGAAGAAUCAAAGCCUGAAGUGAAAAAAGAAGAAACUUGUGAGGAGGCUCCAGCUGAAGUUCCACCACCAGUCGAACCCAUUAAAGAAGAGGCUCCAGUGGAGAAAAAGGAAGAAGAGAAACAUGCCCCAUCGCCGGCGGCGGAGCCACUAGCCCCCGUUGUUGAGAAAAUUCAAGAAAAAAUAGAAGCCUUGGAAGAAAUCAAAGAAACUAUAGUUCAUGAAGUCACUCCGCCAGCCCCACCACCACCAGUCACCGAAGAGUGCCCACCAGCCCCGAAGGUCGAGGAAAAAACACCACCACCACCGGAGGAGGUUAAAAUCUGGGGAAUUCCACUUCUGGAGGAUGAAAAAACCGAUGUAAUUCUUCUCAAAUUCUUGAGGGCGAGGGAUUUCAAGGUCAAAGAUGCCUUCUCCAUGCUCAAAAACGUCAUCGCCUGGAGAAAAGAUUUCAAAAUAGACGAACUACUUGAAGAAGAAGGAAUCGGAGAAGGGCUCGAAAAAUUUGCCUAUCUCCACGGAGUAGACAGGGAAGGACACCCCGUAUGUUACAACGCAUUUGGGGAGUUCCAGGACAAAGAACUGUACAAUAAAACAUUUGCUGAUGCCCAAAAAAGGACGAAAUUCUUGAAAUGGAGGAUUCAUUUCUUGGAAAAAAGCAUUAGGAAUCUCGAUUUUAAUCCUGAUGGUAUAUGCACCACUGUUCAGGUUAAUGAUCUCAAGAAUUCGCCGGGACUUAUCUUGUUCAAGAAAGAACUACGCCAGGCUACGAAUCAGGCUCUCCAAUUGCUCCAGGAUAAUUAUCCUGAAUUUGUUGCUAAACAAGUGUUCAUCAAUGUUCCAUGGUGGUACGUAGCUUACAAUCGGAUGAUCAGUCCAUUUUUUACUGCAAGGACCAAGAGCAAGUUUGUAUUUGCAGGCCCUACCAAGACUGCUGAGACCCUCUUAAAAUACAUAGCACCUGAGCAAGUGCCGGUUCAAUACGGUGGCCUUAGCCGUGAGGGUGAACAUGAAUUCACCAUUGCUGAUCCUGCAACAGAGACCAGUAUUAAGCCAGCAGCAAAAUACACCGUUGAAUUUCCAAUCUCUGAGGCAUGCACAUUGGUUUGGGAGGCGAGAGUGGUGGGCUGGGAUGUCUCUUAUGGUGCUGAGUUUGUUCCUAGUGCCGAGGGUGGAUAUACUUGGAUUAUUCAGAAGUCGAGGAAGAUUGGACCAGCCGAUGAACCCAUAAGUGGCUGUAGCUUCAAAAUUGGUGAACCCGGGAAGGUUGUCCUUACUUUCGACAACCAAACUUCAAAGAGGAAGAAGCUUCUCUACAGGUCCAAGACCAAGCCCUCUGACUGAGAAUUAUGAAUAUAAUGUGAUAAGAAGGGUUUGUUUUGUUCAUUUUUCACAUUCAUUUUUUGUGAUUUUUAUUAAACUUAGUUGUGAGUUAAAAGGUUUGGGGGUAACUAUUGUUUGAUAUUUGUUGUUUUUAAUGAAAAAAUUGUCGUUGGGUUGUUGAAUUAUCUUGUGAAACUAUUUGGGAAUGCGAAAACUAUGGAUAAGAUAUAGAAAUAUGUACAUCGGGGUCGAAUGUGGAAUGAACAUAUUUUUAAAUGGAAUGUGAACACACACUUUUGUUCAUACUUUGAUGC